AUGAUGAUGGAUCAAUUAUCAACAACAUCAAAUGCAUAUAAUGCUAUGAUAUCGGCUGAGAAUUCCGUCAAAGGAACUAGCAACACAGUGGUCAUAUACAAACCAUUGGGUGUAGAUAUCCUACCACAAGGUUCCAUUAUCACCGAAGAGGAACAAGCAAUUAGAAACAGAGAGAAAUCGAUGACAUUAAUGUAUUCCAUUAAAGAAUCUUCAAUCAUCGAUCAACUCUUUAAAUUGAUUGCACUCAAUCAAAUUGAUGUAUUUAAACAAUUAUAUAACUAUAUUGAACAAGAUGAAUAUCUAUUGUUAUCAAAGGUUUUGAUGACCAUUUCGAUUGGAUGUAAUAGUUCACUGCGUUUGGUACGUUACUUUAUUCACUGUGACUAUAAGCAAGCGGUAGCAGGCAAUCAGAGUCCGACUAUGAGUAGUUUGCUUAACUAUUGCCGUGAGAUUGCAACGCAAUUCACCUCGACCGACUCGAUCGAUAAGCUACCGGUGCCAAUCAAGGUGGUCGCUAUGUUCUACCACGAGAUGUGGCCACACGAAGAGGAUCAAGGCAUCUCUAACUUCCUGAUUAAUCGAUUCUUGGUACAAGCAUUGCAGUCGCCGGAAUCGUACAGUCUCGUGCCACCACAGCUGCACAUCUCUGCACGAUCCUCUAGCAAUUUGACAAUCAUUGCCAAGAUGAUCUCUCACACACUCACCGGUACACCAUUCAAAUACGGAGAGGAAAAAGACAUUGAACAAACUAAACAAACCAUCAAGCAGAUCUUCCGUGAAUCCAAUUACUUUAAAUCUGUAUUAGGUUCAAGAUUCUCAACUCAAAGCUAUCAAUUCUCUAAUGAAGCAACAAUGUCACAACUUCAUCUUAUUCAUAGAUUACUAUGGCAAAAUAAACAAGAGAUACAAUCUAUGUUUAAGAAUGUAGAAUUUGGUACAGAAUUUGAUAGUUUAAUUAAUAAACUUGGUGAUUAUAAUAGUAGAAUAUCAUUACAAUCAAUUGCACCAAAUGAAUUAAAAUCAAUAAAGAAUUAUAUGAAUCAAAAGAAUGAAGAUAUAUCAUAUAUUGGAUAUAUUCAAAAGAAUGGAAAGAGAGGACCUGUAAAGAGAGUGUUGGUUGUCGGUACCAAUAAAGUGAUCACAUUUAAACAUACGAAUGGAAAGCUUGGUAGAGACGGUCAUCUGUUGGAUUUGGUUGAGAUCAACAGUCCCAGUGGUCAGCAGUUGGAUCUUAUCUUUAAGCGUCAUCAGAUAUCUUCGACCUCGGAGGAUUGCGAUCAUAUAAUCACUUGUAUUCGUCGUAUCUAUGAGUAUAGCUUCAACAAUUGGCCAUUCUCAAUGAAGAUGAAACUAAAGAUAACACCACAGUCGCGGUUGGAAGCGAUUGCACCAGCCGAUCAUACACCUUCCUCGAUUAUGGUCGCUGCCUACAAGUCGUUGUGCGCCUACUAUCAAUCACCGGUAAAGCCAAACGUUUGUUGGUUCAUCGAGAAUGCAUUCGGUCGUGAUCCAAAGAACAAGGUAUUCAACUUUAAAUUGUUCACCAAACAUACACGUGAGCAACUGAGCAACCAGGAUCUCAUCCCACUCAUCCACGCACUUCGUUACGACUGGUACUUUGAAGAGUUGGCCAUUAAAAACUAUCCAAUCACACUCAAAGAGUUGAUAACAGAGAUAACCACAAUGUUAUCUUCCAAUACAACUAUUAAUUCAAUUAGUUUAUCUAAUCUAUCAUUACCAAAAGAAUCGAUAAUGCAAAUAUUUGAUGUAAUUCAAAAUCAAAAGACAUUGAAUUUAACGAAAUUGGAUAUCUCAAAGAAUAUGUUUGAUGAGAAGAGUGUCAAUUCAUUCGUUGCCUAUUUACAAUAUGGUCAGACCGGUGCAAUUAAAGAGUUGAAUAUCUCUUCGAUCGGUGUUACUGCCAAUGCCAUCAAAUUGAUAUUCGAUGCCUUGAGAAGAGGUAACUUCCAAUCUUUGGAGAGUCUCGAUUUCUCUGGUAACAAGAACCUUAAAGAUAACUGCUUUGAUAUUGCUAAAUGGUUAUCCAACGAAGGUGCACACGUUAAAAGUUUAAAUCUAUCUGAUACAGAACUUAAACCAAAGAAUCUAAUCGUUGAUUUCGGUAAAUCUAAAUUAGAAACAUUAAAUCUAUCAAAGAAUGUAUUAAAGACAAGAGAUGAUGUUGUUGCUCUAAGUCAAUUGUUUAAUAAUUUGACAAACUUGCAAUCAAUCAUACUCAUUAGAACACUUAUUCCAUCGGAUUCUAUCAAAGAGAUGAUUCGCUUCAUUGACAAGAGAAAGUUGACACAAUUCAAUAUCGGUGAGAAUCAAUUGACUCGUACCGUUAUCACCGAUCUAAUUAGCUCGUCUGCUAUACAUUCAAUCCGUGUGCUUGAUCUUACCGAAAACAAGAAGAUCUCGGAUGGUGGUAUCAAAGAACUCGGUCGUGCACUCUAUGGAAACCAGAGUAUUGUCAAGUUGGUUCUAGACGGCAGCUUCAGUGGAAGUGCCGGUGCUCAACGUUCAAAGGCAGUGUUGGCCCUGUCAAACUUCUUGCAGUCGAGUCACACCAUCGAGGUGUUGAAGAUGCGUGGUGGUCCCGACAGAGAUCAACAACUACAAGGUUGUAUCAUUCCUUUACUACUUUCACUUGGUUCCGUACAAUCACUAAAGAAACUCGAUAUUUCACAUCACAUGAUCGAUAACUCUGGUGCAAUUGCACUGUCAAAGGCAAUCUAUCAGAAUCGAUCGAUUCGUACCCUACUUAUUGAUAACAAUAAUAUUGGUGCGCUUGGAUACGCCAACAUCAAGAACUCACUCAAACAAAACUACAUUAUCAAAGAGAUGCCAAUCCCAAUCAGUGAUCUCUCCAUCAUCUACAAGUUUGAUGGAACAUCCAAUCUAGAAAAGAAUAAGAUCAGAUCUUUAUUGUUCAAGAUUGAAUCAUAUUUAUUAAGAAAUCAACAAUAUUAA
Heterostelium album PN500 is the source of this 2973-nucleotide messenger RNA. RefSeq names its product RasGTPase-activating protein. The transcript has 7 exons. Bases 1 to 2973 code for a protein of 990 amino acids. The record is from RefSeq and is a predicted model, not a curated record. Lineage: Eukaryota; Evosea; Eumycetozoa; Acytosteliales; Acytosteliaceae. Gene Ontology annotation, molecular function: protein binding. Gene Ontology annotation, biological process: regulation of GTPase activity.